AAAGCUCUUCAUCCAAAUUCCCAAUAAUAACCCCUCUUUCCUCUCUCCCGCCUAGGGUUGUCUCGAACUGUCCAAUCGGCCGAUCGUCAUGUCGUCGAUGGAAAGGAAAAUCACCCUCAAGAGCUCCGAUAAGAAGACUUUUGAGGUGGACGAGUUGGUGGCCCUCCAGUCGCAGACGAUUAAACAUGUGAUCGAGGAUGGUUGCGCCGAUGACGGGAUCCCUCUACCGAACGUCACGAGCAGGAUCUUAUCUAAGGUGAUCCAAUACUGCAAGAAGCACGUUGAGGCUUCCAAGUCUGAAGAUGGUGCUACUUCUGCGGACGAAAAGCUCAAGGCCUGGGACUCCAAGUUCGUCAAGAUCAAUCAGGCCACCCUCUUUGCCCUCAUGGAGGCUGCGAAUUAUUUGAACAUCCAGAGCUUGUUGCACCUGACACGCCUGACGUUUGCAGACAUGAUUAGGGGCAAAACACCAAUGCAGAUCUGUAAGAUACUCAAAAUUAAGAAUGACUUUACACCUGAGCAAAAAAAGGAGUUUCGCCGGGCGAAUCAACGGGAACCAAGAAUAAGUCCUGUCGUGCGGUUUUUAGUUUGUAUGUACGGAGAUUGAGGGUUGCUGUUUCCACCUGAUGCUUAUUAUUUAAAUUCUCUAUCUUAAUAAAAGUGCCUUAUGUAAUUUUCCCUAAUCCCUACCAUGCCGAAAGUUGUUAUUCUGGUACUCUUUACUCAACUGGGAUGUUUCAUUGGGAUCUUUCUAUGUUAAUAUUGAAUGUGUUGUUUACUUUCUGGUUAAUUGCUGUUUCUUUCAUUGUUCAUGUAUUUGAAUAUGAUCUUCCUCUACUUUUGAGCUGCAUAUAUUUGUCCAAUGUCACAUGGAUAGAAUGUAGCAUACAUACAGAAUCAUAGAAAGUACUAACGCAGCAUUAUUUUGUGCGCAUUAUAGGUGACUUUGAUUAUGAUAACUCAAAGCUAGUGAUAUGUAUCAUCCUUGAAAUCAUGCUAGGAUGAUAGAGAGAUAAAAUUGACUCUUCCAAACCAGGAUGCUUGCACAUUACAUUGAGUUGCUUAGAAUCCUUGGCUUGUGCAUAUUACAUACUGCUAUUGUAUUGCCUACUGGAGAUGUAGCACUUGUGGAUGCUUUAACUGCUUAGAGCAAAUGGACUCCGAACUUUAUACUUUCCAUGAUAACUGGAUUUGAAGUUGCGAACAAAGGGUGCUGUGGUCCAGGGAAACUAGAGGUGGCAGUGUUAUGCAAUAAGUUGAGUCCAUCAACAUGUGCAGAUGUGUCCAAAUAUAUUUUCUGGGAUGGUUACCAUCCCACGGAAAGAGAAUACAGAGUCCUCAUUUCUCAACUCCUGCAGAAAUACGUCAACAAAUUCUUUUGAACUUAGUUAUGCUGGUGUGAAUGGUGAUCACACCACUUUAAUUUACUAAUUAUAUAUAUCUUAUCCUCUAUAAUAAGGUCCCAGUGAACCU
Messenger RNA from Rubroshorea leprosula, 1473 nucleotides. The record is from the annotation of a GenBank genome assembly. NCBI's taxonomy places the organism in Eukaryota, Viridiplantae, Streptophyta, Magnoliopsida, Malvales, Dipterocarpaceae.